Messenger RNA from Phacochoerus africanus (Common warthog), 276 nucleotides. RefSeq names its product 60S ribosomal protein L37a-like. The coding region runs from base 1 to 276 and encodes 91 amino acids. The record is from RefSeq and is a predicted model, not a curated record. Gene Ontology annotation, biological process: translation. Gene Ontology annotation, molecular function: structural constituent of ribosome. The transcript has a single exon. NCBI's taxonomy places the organism in Eukaryota, Metazoa, Chordata, Mammalia, Artiodactyla, Suidae. Gene Ontology annotation, cellular component: ribosome.
AUGGCUGAGAGCACCAAGGUCGGAAUCACGGGUAAAUACGGGAACUGUUAUGGUGCUUCUUUCAGGAAAAUGGUGAAGAAAAUUGAAAUCAGUCAGCACACCAAGUACACUUGCUCCUUCUGUGGCAAAACCAAGAUGAAGAGACGAGCUGUGGGCAUCUGGCACUGUGGUUCCUGCAUGAAAAUGGUAGCUGGUGGUGCCUGGACCUACAACACCACUUCUGCUGUCAUGGUAAAUUCUGCCAUCAGACAACUGAAGGAAUUGAAGGACCAGUAG